AUGAAAUUCACAACUGCUUUCCUCCUCGCCGCUUCAGUCAACGUCAUCACCGCUCUCACUGCCUCAUUCGAUGGCUGCUUCGCCAAUUCUGGUACCACAGGAUCCUACGCAAACCCCCCUUGCACGGUUAGCAGUCCAGACGACUGGUACCUCGCUGCAGAAUACAAUGGCCCGGCUCAGAACUCGUGUAGCUGUAAGUGCUACAGUCCCUCAUAG
Messenger RNA from Bipolaris maydis ATCC 48331, 216 nucleotides. RefSeq lists its product as uncharacterized. Lineage: Eukaryota; Fungi; Ascomycota; Dothideomycetes; Pleosporales; Pleosporaceae. The record is from RefSeq and is a predicted model, not a curated record.